Messenger RNA from Eremothecium sinecaudum, 2427 nucleotides. RefSeq names its product ribosome biogenesis protein ERB1 (gene ERB1). Gene Ontology annotation, biological process: maturation of LSU-rRNA from tricistronic rRNA transcript (SSU-rRNA, 5.8S rRNA, LSU-rRNA); ribosome biogenesis. The record is from RefSeq and is a predicted model, not a curated record. The transcript has a single exon. NCBI's taxonomy places the organism in Eukaryota, Fungi, Ascomycota, Saccharomycetes, Saccharomycetales, Saccharomycetaceae. Gene Ontology annotation, molecular function: protein binding; ribonucleoprotein complex binding. Gene Ontology annotation, cellular component: preribosome, large subunit precursor; PeBoW complex. Bases 1 to 2427 code for a protein of 808 amino acids.
AUGGUUAGUGGAAAAUCUGCACAGAAGACCGCUGUUGCCAGCAAAAAAAGGCCUGUUGAAGUUGAACAUGCAGAAUCAGAUGAUGAUAAUUUGAUCACAGAGGGAUUGAUUGAUGAUGGAAGCGAUGAAAGCAGUGAUGAAUUUCAAUCUGCUGAGGAAGAUAUCCCGUCAUUUGAGUCAGAGACUUUAGACCCUGUAAAUGAUAGCUCUAGUGAUGAAGAUGGCUAUGAGUCUAAUUCUGAUGCGGAAUUCGAAAAGUUAUUAGGGGAAGAAGACGAUGAUAUCGAAUAUGAUUCUUCUGACUUCUCAGAUGGAAAUGACACUAAAUCAAUGACCGAUAAGUUAUCCAAUGUGCAGAUAAAAACGAUUGCGGAUGAAACCAACCUUUACAAGGAAACCAAGUUUUCCGACGGAACUCCUAGAAUCAUUAGACCAGAAAUUAAUCCAGUGUAUGAUAGUGAUGACACUGACGCUGAAGCAACAAAUACCAUUGGAAACAUCCCAUUAUCGGCAUAUGAUGAGAUGCCACAUAUUGGAUAUGACAUAAACGGUAAGAGGAUCAUGAGACCUGCAAAGGGAUCUGCAUUGGAUGCCUUGCUAGAAUCCAUUGAGCUUCCUGAAGGAUGGAUUGGCUUAUUAGACAAGAACACCGGUGCUUCAUUGAACUUAACUGAGGAAGAAUUAGAGUUAAUUUCCAAGAUUCAAAAGAAUGAAGCAACGGACGAAUCUACCAAUCCAUAUGAACCAUUGAUUGACUGGUUUACCAGACAUGAAGAGAUUAUGCCUGUAACUGCUAUCCCAGAACCAAAAAGAAGAUUUGUUCCAUCUAAACAUGAGGCUAAACGUGUUAUGAAGAUUGUUAAGGCUAUUAGAGAGGGCCGUAUAAUUCCACCCAAAAAGUUGAAGGAAUUAAGAGAGAAAGAAGCCGAGGAGCGUUUUACUUAUGAUCUUUGGGAGGAUUCGGAGGAUAUGCCUCAGCACGUAAUGGACUUGAGGGCGCCAAAAUUGCCUCCACCAACCAACGAAGAGUCCUAUAAUCCACCAGAAGAGUACUUACCUACCGAAGAAGAAAUUGCUGAAUGGAAAAAGAUGGAACCUAGCGAAAGGGAAAGGUCCUUUAUUCCUCGCAAGUACGGCGCUUUGAGAAAAGUCCCAGGGUACGAAGAGUCUGUGCGGGAACGGUUUGAAAGGUCAUUAGACCUCUACCUUGCUCCUCGUGUUCGUAAGAACAAGCUGAAUAUUGAUCCAGAGUCUUUAAUUCCAAACUUACCAUCUCCUAAGGAUUUACGUCCAUUCCCCAUUCAUUGUUCCACCACAUAUGUUGGUCACAAGGGUAAAGUCCGUGCUUUGUCUAUUGAUCCAUCUGGUUUAUGGCUAGCUACUGGUUCCGAUGAUGGUACUGUCAGAAUAUGGGAAAUCCUAACUGGUAGAGAGGUUUACAAGCUUACAAUAAUAGACGUUGAAGAGAACCAAGAGGACCACAUCGAGGCCAUUGAAUGGAACCCUGAUCAGUCCACUGGUAUCUUAGCUGUCGCAGCAGCAGAAAAUAUAUAUCUGAUCAUUCCUCCCAUUUUUGGUUUCGACAUUGAAAACAACGGUAAAUUAAAGAUCGAGAAUGGUUUUGGUUUCGAUACUUUUGGCAAUGUGAAGAAAACUGAUCUAAACGUGAACGAUAAUGUAAACGAGGAGGGCGAAGGCACUGCGGUCAAGAAGCAGGUGGUGCAAUGGAACAAACCUUCAAAAGCACAAGCUGAAAAGGACAUUUCAAUUGUUAUAACAUGUCGUAAGACCGUUAAAAAACUCUCCUGGCAUAGAAAAGGUGAUUACUUCGUCACUGUUCAGCCAGACUCUGGUCAUACCUCUGUUCUAAUCCACCAGGUUUCCAAGCAUCUAACGCAGUCACCAUUCAAAAAGUCUAAAGGUAUUAUCAUGGAUGCUAAGUUCCACCCUUUUAAACCUCAAUUGUUUGUUUGCUCCCAAAGAUAUGUUAGGAUUUACGACCUCUCACAACAAGUUUUAGUCAAGAAGUUACUGCCUGGUGCUCGUUGGCUAUCUAAUAUAGAUAUUCACCCAAGAGGUGAUAAUUUAAUUGCAUCUUCAUUCGAUAAGAGAGUUCUAUGGCACGAUCUGGACCUUUCUUCCACUCCAUAUAAGACUCUACGAUACCACGAGAAGGCAGUGAGAAGCGUUGCUUUUCACAAGAAACUACCAUUAUUCUGUUCAGCUGCUGAUGAUGGUAUUAUACAUGUAUUCCAUGCUACCGUAUAUGAUGAGAUGUUGAAGAACCCUCUAUUAGUGCCAUUAAAGAAGCUCACAGGUCAUAAAGUGAUCAACAGUUUAGGGGUUUUAAACACCAUCUGGCAUCCUAGAGAAGCCUGGUUGUUUUCCGCUGGUGCUGACAACACUGCUCGCCUAUGGACAACUUAG